Erinaceus europaeus (western European hedgehog) is the source of this 2638-nucleotide messenger RNA. RefSeq names its product gelsolin (gene GSN). The record is from RefSeq and is a predicted model, not a curated record. Gene Ontology annotation, cellular component: cytoplasm; actin cytoskeleton. Gene Ontology annotation, biological process: barbed-end actin filament capping; actin filament severing; actin polymerization or depolymerization. NCBI's taxonomy places the organism in Eukaryota, Metazoa, Chordata, Mammalia, Eulipotyphla, Erinaceidae. The coding region runs from base 56 to 2383 and encodes 775 amino acids. The transcript has 17 exons. Gene Ontology annotation, molecular function: phosphatidylinositol-4,5-bisphosphate binding; actin filament binding.
GCUACUUAAGGUGGGGGACCCGGAGGCAACCGCCCAGGUCUGCUACUGGGGUAGCAUGAUGGCUGUGCCCCGCUCCGCGCUGCUGGGCGCGCUGGUCCUGGCCUUGUGCGCGCUGCCGCUGCGGGCUCAUGCGGCCACCGUGCCGCGAGGGGCGCCCCAGGGACGGGUGCCUGAGACUCGGCCCAGCAGCAUGGUGGAGCACCCUGAGUUCCUUAAGGCAGGGAAGGAGCCUGGCUUGCAGAUCUGGCGUGUGGAGAAGUUCGACCUGGUACCUGUGCCCACCAACCUCUACGGAGACUUCUUCACUGGUGACGCAUAUGUCAUCCUGAAGACAGUGCAGCUGAGGAAUGGGAACCUGCAGUAUGAUCUCCACUACUGGAUGGGAAAUGAGUGCAGCCAGGAUGAGAGCGGGGCAGCCGCCAUUUUCACUGUGCAGCUGGAUGACUACCUGAACGGCCGAGCUGUGCAGCACCGGGAGGUCCAGGGCUUUGAAUCAUCCACCUUCCUCGGCUACUUCAAAUCUGGCCUCAAAUACAAGAAAGGAGGCGUGGCAUCGGGAUUCAAACACGUGGUACCCAAUGAAGUGGUGGUGCAGAGACUCUUCCAGGUCAAAGGGCGGCGUGUGGUCCGAGCCACUGAGGUGCCUGUGUCCUGGGAGAGCUUCAACAAUGGCGACUGUUUCAUCCUGGAUCUGGGCAAUGACAUCUACCAGUGGUGUGGCUCUAACAGCAACCGUUUUGAGAGGCUGAAGGCCACACAGGUGUCCAAAGGCAUCCGAGACAACGAGAGGAGUGGCCGAGCUCGAGUGCACGUGUCUGAGGAGGGCAGUGAGCCUGAGGCGAUGCUACAGGUGCUUGGUCCCAAGCCUACUCUGCCCCAAGGUACUGAGGACACAGCCAAGGAGGAUGCUGCCAACCGCAAACUGGCCAAGCUCUACAAGGUCUCCAAUGGUGCAGGCUCCAUGUCUGUCUCCCUCGUGGCUGAUGAGAACCCCUUCGCCCAGGGGGCCUUGAGGUCAGAAGACUGCUUCAUCUUGGAUCACGGCAAAGAUGGAAAGAUCUUUGUCUGGAAAGGCAGGCAGGCCAACACAGAGGAGAGGAAGGCUGCCCUCAAGACGGCUUCUGACUUCAUCUCCAAGAUGGAAUAUCCCAAGCAGACUCAGGUGUCUGUUCUCCCUGAGGGUGGCGAGACCCCACUGUUCAAGCAGUUCUUCAAGAACUGGCGGGAUCCCGACCAGACGGAUGGCCCGGGCUUGGCCUACCUCUCCAGCCACAUUGCCAAUGUCGAGCGAGUGCCCUUCGAUGCUGCCACCCUGCACACUUCCACCGCCAUGGCCGCCCAGCACGGCAUGGAUGAUGACGGCACAGGCCAGAAACAGAUCUGGAGAAUUGAAGGCUCCAGCAAAGUGCCAGUGGACCCUGCCACGUAUGGGCAGUUCUACGGAGGGGACAGCUACAUCAUUCUGUACAACUACCGCAGUGGAGGCCGCCAGGGACAGAUCAUCUACAACUGGCAGGGUGCCCAGUCCACUCAGGAUGAGGUUGCUGCGUCCGCCAUCCUGACUGUCCAGCUGGAUGAGGAGCUGGGAGGGACACCAGUCCAGAGCCGUGUGGUCCAAGGCAAGGAGCCCGCCCACCUCAUGAGCCUGUUUGGUGGGAAGCCCAUGAUCAUCUACAAGGGAGGCACCUCCCGGGAAGGUGGCCAGUCAACCCCGGCCAGCACUCGCCUCUUCCAGGUCCGGGCCAGCAGCUCCGGAGCCACCCGAGCCGUGGAGGUCAUUCCUAAGGCUGGUGCCCUGAACUCUAACGAUGCCUUUGUGCUAAAAACCCCAUCGGCUGCCUACCUGUGGGUGGGCACAGGAGCCAGUGAGGCCGAGAAGACAGGGGCCCAGGAGCUACUCAGGGUGCUGCAGGCCCGACCCAUGCAGGUGGCAGAAGGCAGCGAGCCAGACAGCUUCUGGGAGGCCCUGGGUGGAAAGGCCACCUAUCGCACUUCCCCACGGCUGAAGGACAAGAAGAUGGAUGCUCACCCUCCUCGCCUAUUUGCCUGUUCCAACAAGAUUGGGCGUUUUGUGAUUGAAGAGGUUCCUGGCGAGCUCAUGCAGGAAGACCUGGCCACCGAUGACGUCAUGCUCCUGGACACCUGGGACCAGGUCUUUGUCUGGGUUGGCAAGGAUUCUCAAGAAGAAGAAAAGACAGAAGCCUUAACCUCCGCUAAGCGGUAUAUCGAGACAGACCCAGCCAAUCGGGACAGGCGGACUCCCAUCACUGUGGUGAAGCAAGGCUUCGAACCUCCCUCAUUCGUGGGCUGGUUCCUUGGCUGGGAUGACAACUACUGGUCUGUGGACCCACUGGACCGGGCCAUGGCUGAGCUGGCUGCCUGAAGAAGGGCAGGCCCACCUCUGUCCCUGUUCAGUGCCUUUUAGAACUGUCCCUCCAGUAGAGUCCUUUCCACCAGCAGCGUUUCUGUGGUGUGUGUGUGUGUGUGUGUGUGUUUGUGUGUGUGUGUGUGUGUGUGCGCUUUUAUUUUUUUCUUACCUUAGCCAAAUAAAGCCCUGCAGAAAAUCAGGGGCCUCGCAAAAUUGUCAUAAGUGUCUUUGCUUUUGGAAAGUGGACUCAAUAAAAGCUUUUGAAGUGUG